This is a messenger RNA of Dermacentor albipictus, 1641 nucleotides long. Its product is annotated as chorion-specific transcription factor GCMb-like. Gene Ontology annotation, molecular function: DNA-binding transcription activator activity, RNA polymerase II-specific; RNA polymerase II cis-regulatory region sequence-specific DNA binding. Gene Ontology annotation, cellular component: nucleus. Lineage: Eukaryota; Metazoa; Arthropoda; Arachnida; Ixodida; Ixodidae. Gene Ontology annotation, biological process: gliogenesis; regulation of transcription by RNA polymerase II. The record is from RefSeq and is a predicted model, not a curated record.
CGCCGAUGACCACGUAACGAGGAGAGGCUGCCCGUUGUUGUUGACCGGCAUCGUCGACGAACUAUUGCGCCGCGCCACGGAAAACGGUGUGCAGGCGAGCCUCCCCGGCUGUCCGCACGUACACAGGCAGCAACAACGGAGUUGCCGCUCCAGCGCUGAGCCGUCGAGUUGCAGCGCAGCGGUGGCAGCGGCACGAGCGGGCGACCGGCCGCACCAGCAGCCACCACGGGUCACCGCGGCGCGGCCAUGGUCCAGGCCUGCGGUGCUGGGCCGGGCCACCAGGCCGAAUGGGACAUAAACGACAGCCACGUGCCCAAGGUGAGCCGCUUCGACGAGUACCAGGAGUGGGCGGACGGCCACUGCCGCUACGUGUACCGGCCCGACUGCGAGGAGGCCCGGCGGCACGCUUCGGGCUGGGCCAUGCGCAACACCAACAACCACAACGUGAGCAUCCUCAAGAAGUCCUGCCUGGGCGUGCUCGUGUGCAGCCUGCGGUGCUCGUCCGAGACUGGACACCGCGUUCACCUGAGGCCCGCCAUCUGCGACAAAGCGCGAAAGAAGCAGCAAGGCAAACCAUGCCCAAACCGUCGCUGUCCUGGUCGGCUGGAGGUGCAACCGUGCCGAGGCCACUGCGGAUACCCGGUGACUCACUUCUGGCGUCACACCGAGCAGGCGGUGUUCUUCCAGGCAAAGGGUCUGCACGACCACCCGCCACCCGAACCCAAGGCGACGGCCGAGGCUCGGCGAGCGCUCAGGGCCAAGCGCGCGGGACUGCCCGACCCCACUAAGGUCCAGCGUUCGGCGAGGGAGUGGCGCAGCCCGCUGGACGGGCUGCUCAAGGUGUCCAGGCCGGAGACCGCAGUGCAGCCAUUCUUCCACCGGCAAGCAGCUCCCAUUGUGACGUCACCUGUAGCCCCAGGAGCUGGAAGUGGCAGCCCUGCGGCUAGCGUGUGGCAGUGUUCGUGCCCUCCGUUCGAGUGCCUCUGCGGGGUCUCUACGGCAACGGCUACGGUGGCUUCGACGCCAGACUACCGUCAGGCGCCGGACCCGUGCAGUAUGGCGACCAUGAUGUCCUCGGCCAUAGAGAUGCACGCGGACACGGUCUUCCAAGUCAUCGACAAAAUCCUCUCAGUCGACGGCAGGCCGCCAGAAAAUCGCCACAACAGGCAACCGCCCGACACGCCGCAGCCACAGCCAGCGCUCACCGAUGCUGGAGAAGAGGACUACGUACUUACGUCGCUGGACGACCCAGAUAUCUCCCAAAGGUUCUUCGCAGCUAUCGACAACAUCCUGCAGGAUUACAGCGGUAGCGGCAGCAGCGCGGAACACGCUGCCGGAGCGCAGCACCCCCACCCGUCGAUGGCUAUGGCCGUGAGCCACGGUGGUGCCAUCAGGGUGAGGGAGCCGUCGUCGUCCUCCGACUGCUUGCAGCACCAUCAUCAUCACCACCACCCACGACCUCCCUUCUGGCCACCUCACACCACAGGUUACCCGGGCUCGCAACUACAGUGACGGCGACCGGUACUCGCCACCCGGAUUUCCCGCCGUGAACCCUGAAGCCCGUCCUUGCCCACCUCUCUUGUCAGUCAGCAGCGCCUGUCAUAUUGCACCUCAAUAAAGAUGCGUUAAGUUUGUUACGUA